Molecule: messenger RNA, 2565 nt
Organism: Gossypium raimondii (Peruvian cotton)
Lineage: Eukaryota; Viridiplantae; Streptophyta; Magnoliopsida; Malvales; Malvaceae
Product: rhodanese-like domain-containing protein 9, chloroplastic
Exons: 3
Coding region: 506-775 (89 amino acids)
Cellular component (GO): chloroplast
Source: RefSeq, a predicted model, not a curated record
UUAUAUGUCUUUGUAACAUCAGGUAGACUAUGCAUGUACACCUGAGGAAGUUCACCAGCAAUUCCAAUCUUCUGCUCAGGGUAACAAUUUUGACAGACAAGUUUGGUCAACCUAAAGGAUUUUCCUAUGUUGAAUCUGUUGAAGUUGAUGCUGUUCAAAGUGCUCUACUGUUAAAUGAAUCGGAAUUGCAUGGUCAUCAGAUGCAGGUUUGUAACUUGAUCUACAUGUGGAUUAUUACUUCAUUAAAUACAACCCUUUAUUAUAGAAACCAGCAUACGACAUCAAUUAUUAGCAUGAUGGGAAAAUCGACAAAUGGUUCACUCAUUUUAUCCUGAUUUUUCUUGUGCAAUUUUGGAGGUCGGGUUCCUUCUCUGUUUACUUUGCAUUUGUACAAUUAGCUUCAUGGAUUAUGCUCACUUAAUAUUGCAACUUAAAAGUGGUUUUAUGGGUUCAGUCUGUUUUGCUCUGUUGAGUAGGCAUCGGACAUGGGUGUCCCACAUGCUUAAUGAAAAGAUGGACUUCUGCAGCCAAUAAAUUGGAGCAAGCUGGUUUUCAGAAUAUAGCAUGUAUAACAUCAGGGCUUCAAACUGUAAAACCAGGUACGUUUGAUUCUGUAGGUACAACUAAGUUGCAAGAUGCUGGCAAAGCUGGUUUGGUCACAAUUCAAGGCAAGAAUUCAGCCGUGCUUGGAACUGCACAGAUUUGCGCAUAUCUGUUUAUAACUUUGUUCCCAGAUCAAGCGGAGAAGCUGCUUCAGAUGAGUCUUGCAAGGUAGCCAUUGCAAAACGAGUCCGGGUUAUACUUUACCCAACUAACAUCCGAGGCAGUCCAAAAUGAUUAGACCACCAAGAUUUGACCACCAAGAUGAUUCCUUACAAAAUUGCUUUAGUCAUCAAGCUGCCAAAUGAUUUUAUCGGCUCUCUAGGAGACCAGCUCGUGAAUGGAGAUGAUGUGUCUAAGAUCAUUAAGCAUCUCUUCCCAAUCGAAGAUUUCUUCUAAAGACAAGCCUCCAAGAGUAAUGGUCAAAUCUCUCAUCUACUGGAUAAUCAUGGACUGCAAUGAACCAUAUCUUCUCCUUUAUCUCUCUUUCUUUCUUUGGUUUCAAGAUUUCACUACGGUUAUAAAUAAAUUGUUUCUGAUAUUUGAAUCUUGCCGGCUGCACCAACUAGUCCCUCUAGGCCAGCUCUUGAAGCACCAGCAAGAACACGAUCAAGGGUUAGAUAGUUGUGCUAAAGUGUCAGAUAAUACUUUUCUACAGUUGAUUUGAGAGUAGAGAGCAUAAAGCAUAAAAUUUGGUUUUCUGGUUAAUGGCUUCCAGCAUCCUAUUUAAAUUGCCAGCCAUAUAACUUAUUUCAUUACUCUAAAAAUGUCAAAGGUACAAUUUUUUUAGUUUUUUUUUCUUUAUUAGCAACCUAAACCACGAUUUUAACAGCAGAAGAAAUGUGUUGUGUCAAAGGUACCUUUUUUUUUUCGAAGUUCUUAGCUUCUUCUUUAUUGCUCUAAAAAGUUUGUUUUUAUUGCUCUAAAAAUGUAAUAUAUUUAUUAGUUUGAAUAGGUGAUAAACAGUGAAUCUGUCUCGGGUGGCUCUGCUGCAUCUGUAUCAACCUGGGAAUGUGUUGUGUCAUCUGGGAGCGAUACUUGUGGAAGCGUGAGGCAGACAUUAUUUUGCGGCCAAGUUGGCUUGAAGCCCGAUUGCGCAUAGAAACUGUUUGAUAAAAUACUUGAGAAAAGCUAGUGUCUAUUCCUGCCUGACAUUGUUCAGCUCAGAAACUUGACAUAUUAAGUUGGCAAUUUUUUAUAAGAAAAAUCUUUAGGCUUUCAUUCUUGCUAAUACUUUGAUGACUGCAAACCCAUUCUUAAUAUCUAAACUGUUUAUAGCAACAUAUCUAGGAGUUUUGUUUGGAUUGAAUUGAGGAAAAUGUUUUUCUAAUGUUUUCCUAACUUUGAAGAAAUUGGAUCGGAUUGGAUAAACGCAGAAGCUCGUCCUGAAGAUACAAUACUUAUCUUGAGCUCGUUGAAGAUAAUCUCUUAAAUAGGACCGGUUAGUUUCAAUCCUGGAAUUAGUUUGUCUGAACAAUAAAGAUGUUAACAUAGAAUAAGUAGAAAAAUGUGCUUUUGAGGUUUGAUGCUAGCAGGAGAAAAGCUUAGCCAAAUGGAAGAGGCGAACGAGACGAAUUCCGGCAUUGUUUAACAUGAGAGUUGAAAGCUGGCAACAUGAGAAUCCGGGCUGUUUGAUGUUGGAACCGGUGACAAUCGUUAUCUUCCAAAUGGAGUUGUGCUUGGUGAGGUUAUAUUCUCGGUUUAGUAAGGGUGUGAUUUAGAGGGGAUAGCUAGUGGCUUUAAGCAUUUGUAUUCUGAGAGCAAGUAGAUUUUCAUGUAUAUAGAGAGUCGUCGGGUUAUCGUAUCCUUUCAUCGGAGACGUGAGGGAUCUUUGCUUAUCUUUGUGUAAUCAUGCAACUCUCUCUAUGUAAUCCUAUGUUAAAUGUUAGUAGCUUUGUAUUAGGGAGUGAGUGACGAAUAUUCGAUAUAUUGGAUAUGAAUAUGUUUCAUCCAUCGUGUUCCUAA